This is a messenger RNA of Chelonia mydas (Green sea turtle), 4665 nucleotides long. It is a transcript of the gene RBM44, whose product is annotated as RNA binding motif protein 44. Gene Ontology annotation, molecular function: RNA binding. The record is from RefSeq and is a predicted model, not a curated record. Bases 453 to 3956 code for a protein of 1167 amino acids. The transcript is spliced from 15 exons. Lineage: Eukaryota; Metazoa; Chordata; Testudines; Cheloniidae.
CCGCCAUUUUGGCUUCAAGGCGCCUUCGCACGCAGCCGCACGGGGGCAGGGCGCCUCAGGCGCGCCCGCCCUCCCGCUCCCGCGGGCGCUGCGCAGGCUCCAAACGAGGCCCAGGCGCGUGCUGGGAGCGGCCGCUCACUCGGCGCCCAGCUCCUCCCGCCGCUUUGCGAGAAAGACCAAUCAGAAGAUAGAACCGUUCUCCUGCCAGCCAAUGGCGGUGGGUCGCGCCGUGCGCUCCCGGACCGAGGCUGUGGAGAACCGGCGGCCGCGCGCCGCCGCGGGGGAGGGGGCGGCGAAGGGAUCGUUAAGUUGGACGUUUGAGGCAAGCGAGGCCGCUCGUCCCGUGCGGGCCAACGCAUUGUCCCUCCCCCAGGAUUCAUGGUGCAUAUAGCUGUUUUUGGCAUACUGUCACCAGGUCACAUGUGUGGACUAAAUGCCACAAAUCUUAAAUCAUGUCAUGUCCAUCUUAUUUUAAUGAAAUUUCACCAAUAGUGCCGGUGUUGUCUGUAAGGCCUGCUAUUUCUGAGGGAAUCACUUACUCAGCACCCCCUUUAUAUUUUCAUCCGGGAACAACUGCUCAGUUCACUAUAUUUGAACCACUCUCCAAUCCACUGAUAUCAAACCCCUAUGUAUUAUUGCCCUCUGUCCAACCAGUUGCUCUUACUCCUGGGGCAACGAGAUGUCAUUACUGGAGAACUAGUACUACUGCAAUGAAUGCUUCUGGAAUACAUGUUCUAGAGAAUCAUAAUACUUUUUCUAAAACUCCAGGUGAGAAACCAAUAAAUAAAAACAAGUCGUUGACUUCAAGAUUUUAUAGUGAAAGUGAAUUGGAAGAAACUGUGUUUGAGCUGAUUGCUUCUAGUGACAACUCUGAUACUUGGACCAUGGAACAAAGGGAAAACAUCAGUGAUAAGAGUAAAACAGGAGUCUUCACUGAGCCAUCCUAUACAAUAGACAAGUCUGAUAAAAUUGACUGCGUUGAUUCUCUGUCCCGUGAACUUGCAGAGGGUGUCAACUGCUCUGUUUCAGGCCAGGCGUAUUCCAUAAAUGUCUCAGAAUUAAAGUUUCCAGAUGAAAGCUUAGCUUGUUUCAGUUCAUCACUAGAUGCAGAACUUGAAACUUACAAUAAAAUAAGAGAGAGGAUUUCCAAAGGAUAUGAAGACAAAAGUGAAGCUGGUAUGUUGGGAAAGGUCUGCAACAAUAUACAUUUCAGUUACAAGGAGAGUGACGACAGACACAAGAGUGAUGUAGAUGAAGACUCACAACUAGAGUAUCACAGUGCUGAAGAACAAGAUUAUUCUGAUCAAAAUACCUCAUAUAUGCCUUUUGAGCAAAUUAAAACUCUAAGGAUGCAAAAUUCAGAAGUUCUGGAGUUGGUAGAUCCACUUUAUGAAGUUGCAUGUGAUGGAGCCAUAGGUGGGCAAAAUCCUGUUAGCAAAUUAGGUGAUGGUUCUUUUGGCUCAGAUUAUGGUGCUGUUGAUGAGUUCUAUAAUAAAGCAGCUAUACCAGAAUACUCAAAAACAUCUCAGGACUCCAUAUCACUGAUGGAUUACAAAGGCCUGAAAUAUGAAAAUCAUGAGGAGGAACAAACUGAUGAUACAUAUCAUAGUAUACUUGGUGAAAAUUCAUUUGAAAGUGAUACUGUUGUGAAUAGAGAAAGGGCUUAUCAAAAAUCACUCUCCAUGAGCAGUUCAGAAAAUCAACAAAAGAUGAAAGCUGUUUCUUUUUGUGAUGUUGCACAGUCAUCACAAAUGGCUAUACAAAAAGUGUUUAAAAUGAAAGAUGGUCACAGCACUAACAGCAUGUUGCAGAACCAUGGAAAUACUUGUGUAUUACCAUGGGAAAGAUCUUCUGUGACAUCCACACAGAUUUCUAGCAAAAAUGCAGAUGAUUCAAUUUCUUGUAGUUGUGAAGAAUCAUUUUUGUCUGUAUUUAAUUCUGAUUGUCAUGAUUGCAGCCAGAAGACUGUUGAGAGGAAAUCAGAUUUUUCUUUUGCAAUCCCCAGAAUUCCAAUGAAAGAUGGUCAUUUGUCUUGUGUGGAAGUUAUAGAUAAGUAUGCUGGUGAUAGUACCAGACAUCAAGUAGAUUUUCCUAACUCAGAAAUCAAGUGUCUGACAUGCUUGAAUAAUGCUACAAGUAAUAAAGUUACAGUUAACCAGACUGUUGAUGCAAGUUCUGAUUUUAGGGCUUGUUUCACUACAAGUAGAGCUACUAGUGCUAAUGCUUCUGUGGUAUCUAAAGCAAACAACACAAAGUUAACAAUGAUGAAUAAAAUCAAGUCUGAAGAAUGGCAGACUGAGACCUGUAGAAGUGUUGCCUGCAAUACAGAUUUGUCAUGUAUAGGUGGCAAUAUGGAGCAGAUUGCCUCAUGGCUUGCUGAGACAUGGGAAAAUUGUAUCUACAGUGAAAUCCCAACAACUGAAUGGAAUUCCCAAAUUAAGGAUCCUUUGGAGUUGAAAAAUAAGUUGAGUGUCAGAGAUUUAAGAGAAAAUCCUGAAAGGAUGUUGCAUCUUAGCAAAGAAACUGAGAAGACUUAUUCAUCAAACUGUUGUAGGAUGCUGCUGCAGAGAGCUAUAAAAGCAGAAUUGCAGCUUCUAAGAACUCACUAUUGGAUGUGUCACCAGCACUGCUGGAAGAUUUACAGACUUAUUAUGGAAGAAAGAGAAUGUUUUAACAGGAAUUUUAAAAGUGACAUUGCCAAGACUGAACUAGGGUCGUCUUUGUUGUCUGUUUUUGAAGAACUGAAGGCUAGGUAUGAAAGCAUGAGAGAAAAAUUAGUCCUGGGUAUACCAUUGGAUUCACUGCCCCCAUUAUCAGUAGAGUCAAAAUUGCUCUCGAUCUUUUCUUCCUACGUUCCUUCAGAGUUAGUGAAAGAUGACCUUCUUUAUAAUUCUAGUUCUGGGGCAGAAAAAUCAGGAUUAGAAAUCUCAAAACAUCAAGAGAGCGAAAUUUCCUCCAGCCUGAAAACACCACCACCUUUAACUGCAGAAAAAAAUCGAGAAACCCAUGAAGACUGGUUUGAUGCUAAAGAAAACUUUACAGUGACUGAUUUUUCAGUAACGCUUCAAGGGAAUGAAAAGGAACAAGAAAAUCUAGGGAAGGUUAUUAGUACAACAGAAAUAAAGAUGGUGAAGAAUACAAAAAGUGAGCCAAAUAAGCGUUAUUUUAUUCAUGUUGGUGGCUUAAGUCCUUCAGUAUCAGAGGUUGAUCUAAGGUCUCAUUUCCAGAAGUAUCAGGUUUUGGAGGUUUCAAUAUGUGAGUUUUCUAGUAACUACAGAUAUGCAUCUCUGAGUUUUAAAAAAGCUAGUAAAGCAAAAUUGGCUGUGGAAGAAAUGAAUGGGAAAGAAAUAAAAGGAAAAGCAGUAAAUGUUCGUCUUGUAAAAACUGCAGGAGAAAAUAUACUUCCAGCUUCUCAAAACGUUUCCAGACCACUUCACUAUGAAAACCAAGCCACUGAUAAUUUGGAAAAAAAUAUUCAAGUCAGAACUACUUGCUCUGUCCCGGACUCUUUGCAAGUGCCUUCCACCACCACAACCUCUUUGAAAGUGCUUGCCCCUCCCUCAGUUUCUUCAACAGCGCCUGCCCCUGUCCUGGCCUCUUCAGAAGUGCUUAGCUCUGAUUUAAAGCCACUUAGACAUGAAUCAGGACACCUUUUAUUCUCAGUUGAUCAACAGAGUAUGAGAGAGAAUCCUCUGCAGAUAAAACCUGUGCAGUUCUCUCCUAAUCCAUCUGCUACCUUUAUACCUCCUAACACAUUAAACUUGAGCAGCUUUACCAAAUUGAUGAAGAAACUAAAAGAACUACAUCCCAAGGCUAGUAGCGACAAUAUUGUGGAUGCUUUGCUGGAGGUCAGAACAAAUAAUAAAGGUUUCCUGAGUGGCUUGUCUAUUAAUGCUAUUGUGGAAAUGGCUUCCUUUGUUCUGAGGAAGUCUGCAUCCAAAUGUGAGAAAAAGUAGCAUGAACAGCAUUGCAAGCAUGGAUGCAGAAAAGACCAAGAGAACCAGUGUGGGAAAGUGCUUGUUUUUUAAAUAUUAGUUUUAUUUACGAAACAUUUAUAGUAUUUGAAAGCUCUGAAAUAUGUUGUGUUCAAGUGGAUGAGCAUUCUCAAAAUAGUUUUUUUACAAACUUUCCUUUGUAAUUUUUUGUUCCACUCGUGACAGGUAGUCAACAAUCUGUAGCAAGAUUUUGACUUUCACUGUGAGGGAGCUGGAUAAAAUGAAAACAGCCUUCUGCCACUGAGGCUCUGAAGCAACCAAGUCAUUAGUUUCCAAUGGGAAAAAGUUAACAUCUGUGUGUAAACUCUAAUCCUAUUAGAGCAUGUUAAUGAGAAAAAGGUUAAAAAUAACUUUAAGAAAAGUUUGCUCUUGUUAAAGUUUGUUUAUAGAUAUUCCAGUGUAUGCUUUCAAGUUUCCUGUGGAUGAACAUCCAUUGAGGAAAUACCUUUUGAGUAUCUUAAAGUCAGUCCUGGAAGCUGAUGUAACAUCUAAACAUAUUUUGCAGCAUAUUAUAUGUAACACUGUAGUGUGAAACAAAUGUUACAUCACAGGGUCUUCCAUACAGCAAGUUACCAGUGUUUGUUUUGCAGGAGAACGUGAUAUAAAUAUCAGUUGUAGACGUUGGUUUCACAAACUUGUAUUUAGACUUUAAAAAAUGUUUUCAAAUGUU